Molecule: messenger RNA, 174 nt
Organism: Gamsiella multidivaricata
Lineage: Eukaryota; Fungi; Mortierellomycota; Mortierellomycetes; Mortierellales; Mortierellaceae
Exons: 1
Biological process (GO): regulation of transcription by RNA polymerase II
Molecular function (GO): RNA polymerase II cis-regulatory region sequence-specific DNA binding; DNA-binding transcription factor activity, RNA polymerase II-specific
Source: RefSeq, a predicted model, not a curated record
AAGAAUCAUUGCUGCUCGGUCCCAGGAUGCAUGAAACGGUUCAAGCGGCUGGAGCACUUGAAGCGACAUAUCAAGACGCAUACCCUGGAACGGCCGUUUGCAUGCACGACUCCUGGGUGCAACAAGCGGUUCUCACGUUCAGACAAUCUUUGUACGUUUCGAUCGCUACAUGAU